Messenger RNA from Somion occarium, 3456 nucleotides. NCBI's taxonomy places the organism in Eukaryota, Fungi, Basidiomycota, Agaricomycetes, Polyporales, Cerrenaceae. The record is from the annotation of a GenBank genome assembly.
GCGCUUAUGUACUCUAUCGCAGCCACCACUGCGCGGCAGUGACCUCAGCUCCAGGAACACCUCGCUUUGGUAUAUUCGCGUAAUAUUGACUUUGCAUUCACAGACAAUGUCGCUUAGCAUGGCACACCAGUCUCCUUUAGUAUCGAUACCAAAGAAGACAACAGAGGAGGUGGAUUGGACGACUCCCAUCCGCUCAGCUAUCGCGCAGUCCUACGGUGAAGAUCCAGACAACUACGCUGCAGAAUGUGCGAACCUGCAAAGAUGUAGGCAGGACGCGGUGAAGGGUGCUGGAAGCGACAUGACAGCUCGGGAUUUGCUUUACAAGUACUUCGGUCAGCUUGAACUUUUGGAGCUGCGAUUCGCGGAGAUUCGAGUCAACUUUGCCUGGCGAGACGCGUUCACGAACAAACUCAUAACGCAAACAUCCAUUGCGUAUGAGAAGGCAUCUAUAAUCUUCCAAAUCGCAGCUACACAUUCUGCCAUUGCCGCUGCUCAGAAUCGGUCAGACCCAGAAGGACUCAAACGCGCGUUCUACUACUCCAGAACAUGUGCUGGAAUGCUUACAUAUAUCAAUGACAACUUCUUGCAUGCUCCCUCUACCGAUCUCAGCAGAGAGGUUAUCAAGUUUCUCGUGGGAAUCAUCAUGGCUCAAGCAACCGAAAUAUUCUUUGAGAAGUGCACAGAGGAGAAGAAGGGAAAUACUUUGAUCUCCAAAAUCGCUGCUCAGGCUGCCUUCAUGUAUACCGCACUAAGUGAUGAAGUAAAGGAGUUUAUGGGAAAGGGUAUCUUUGAUCGUAAUUGGGUCACGAUAAUUCAGACAAAGGCCAAGUACUUCACGUCCCAAGCACAGUACUUCCGCGCACUCGCUGACAAUGCUGCGGGCAAACAUGGCGACGCGUUGGUCCGCUUCCAAGUCGCGGAAACUAAUGCAAAGGAGGCGCACCGAACUGCAUCAUCUUUUGCAUCUCUCUUCGUCACUCAAAUGUCGCCAAAUCUUCCUCCUGAUGCCGGACCAUCUCUCUCAGACUUGACAAAGGCACACCUAGCACUGUGCACCGAGAAGAAGAACGAGGCACAGCGUGAGAAUGACUUGAUCUAUAAUGCUGUCCUUCCUUCUCCAGACACCCUUCCUGCAAUUGAGAAGACCAACGUCGCAUCUAUCAUCACUAUCCAAGACGUAUAUGCUACGCCGGACGUUCAGAAAGUCAUCGGACCUGACCUCUUUAUUCGGUUGAUACCUCUCAGUGUACACGAAAGUGCAAGUGUGUACUCGGAAGAGAAGGCCAAACUCGUCCGAGGCGAAGUAGAGAAAGCUGAUGAAGCGGAAGCGGAAGUGAAGAGUGCCUUGGACGCCAUGGGCGUGAAGGAUGGCCUUACCAGGUUUAAAGCUAUUGCUGAUGGCGCGUUGGGCGAAGAAGAGAUCCCUGCAGAAGUCAGACGGUGGCGAGAAGACAUUGCGCUGGUUGAAGAGCGUGAAGGUGUCGAGGGUCUCAUGGCCGAACUCAACAGACUGAAGGACAGUGUCCAGAGAGAGCUUGACUCUGUCAGUAGAGAUCUCGAAAUCGAAAGUCGGGACUGCGAAGCCAUGCGAGUGAAAUACGAUCAUCUCUGGACACAAGCUCCCUCCGCUUCUCUCACGAAGUCUCUUCGUCAGGACCUCAAGUCGAACUAUAGUGCGCUGGAAGCUGCUGCCGCAUCCGACGAACAGGUCGUUACGCUGUGGGAUUCAGUGAAGGCUGAAAUCGCGUUACUGCUUUCUCCGCAGGUGGAGGAAAUCUUCAGAGCUAGCACUGAGAAGGCAGGGGCUGGAUCGGAAAAUCUGUUGGAUCUCGAUGUGGCGAGUGAGAGUCAAGAUGAUGAAGAGCGUGCCAAGAUCAGGCAAUUUGUCGAUGAGAUUGAGGAACGUUUGAGUAGGUUGAACAGGAUUGGUAGGGAAAGGAACGAAGUCCUGAAAGACCUCAAGGAGAAGGUACAAUCGGACGACGUUUCUCAUUUGCUACUUCUCAACCGACGAAAUACUGGAGUUGAAAGUACCCUCUUCGCAGGAGAGCUGGAGAAAUUCCGACCGUACCAGCAGCGUCUGGCGGCCACUGUACACCACGAGCAACUUGCGUUGCAAGAGGUGUCGCAAUUAUGGAGAGGGCUCAAAGAUAUCGCUGGCCGUGGUCCUGGGGCACGUAAAUGGGAGGAGAGAGAACGUAGGAAGAAAGACACUGUCCGUAGGUUCUCUCAUGCUCGAGAUGUGUACAUGGAAGUCCGGGACGGUCUUGCCAAGGGAUUGCAGUUCUAUAAUGAGCUCACUGAGCUCACAUCAUCCCUCAAACGCAAUGCCAAGUCCUUCAUUUCCAGCCGUACCGUCGAACGCGACACUCUUGUAGGCCAAGCUGAGACUCAGAAACGUCUGUCAUCCACGACAUCGUCUCCUCCCCCUCCGCUGGCCGAGAAACCUCGACCUCCGCCGCCGUCUCGCACGAGUCUGGAUGGUGCAUUUGCGUCUAUGAAUAUUCGCGGUCAUGCUCCCACCCCACCACAACAGCAACUACCUAGCCAGACUUCAUGGUCGACCACCCAUCGGUAUAGCUCUCCUCCCCCGCCUCCACGUCCGAGCCAGCCACCCUCCGCUCCCACUCGCGCCUCCAUGCUGCCGCCGCCACCACCUGCACCAUAUCAACCUUCUGCACCUCCUUCAGAUCCAUAUGCUUCUUUGGGUAUCUUUGGCAGUUCUGCUACAUCGUCCUCAUCCACAACUUAUUCGACGCCGCCGCCUUCGACAUCAUCCGCAUUACCUCCGCCCCGACCUCCACCUCCACCUCAACAACAACAACAGCCAUAUGUGUACACUCAGAACCAGCCGCCUUAUGCUCAGCAUCAGGGACAACAAUCAUAUCCGCCACCUCAGUCACAACCAGCGUACGGCGGGUAUCCAUCGUAUCAAACACCACCACCUUCGUCGAACGGCUCACUUCCGCCGCCGCCUCCACCGAUAUCUUAUCAGUCUCAGUAUGGUAGUCUACCUCAGCCUCCACCGCAGGGUCAGCAACCCCAACAGCAACAGCAGGGUCAAUAUCAGUAUCAAGGAUUCCCUCCACCAAGUGCACCUCAGCAGCAGCCGUAUGGCGGACAUGGAUACCCUCAAGGAUAUGGACGUUAGUUGUAGUCAAUAGCGGAUGGAAAUGAAUGUUGUAGGUCUAGGUAUCAGCCGCCAUGGGUUGUAUGCAAGUGUAUGAACGAGUGAAUUCAGCAGUUGGAUAGGCGGGAAAUGCAAUUUGUAAGUUCAGAUUAGCCUGACAGUAAAACAACCGGUAAGAGACUUCGGCAAGUUGAUUCCUGGAUCUAACCAGUAUAUACAAUUUGUCUAAAUCCAAAUACCCUUUUACAGAGCACUUGCACCUGUGCAAACGUCAGAGAUGAAUAGACACGUGAGUAGAUAGAAAACGGACCAGUAAUGAUAUCGAC